AUGUCCGAGGACCUAGCAGAUGAGGUCGAGGUCAUUAAUUCGAUCUACGGGGAAAACAGCCUCGCCCCAGCUGGCGAGGCCGCGGACAUCUACAUUCUCGCUCUGCCCGAGGAGACAGUCUCGUUACGUCUGCAGUUCCCGCCAGACUAUCCAGCUGUGCCUCCCAGCGUACUCAGCACAAACAGCUCCGGAGGAAAGCGAGGGUUGGGCGCGCGGGACCUGCAGCUUUUCCGGGAUGCACUUGGCAAUGUCUACCAGCCCGGCCAGGUCUGCCUGUUUGAUGCGAUCGAGGAGCUCAGGCGGCUGCAGGAGGAGGCUGGCCUGACCGCGGAGGAGCCUUCAUUUGACGACCAAGACGCAGGCGAGGAAGAGCGGCAAACGACGGCCAAGUCCGCCGCCGCUGCACAAGAACUUGGUCCCGAGCCGCCGUGGAUCCUAUCCGACCCCGUCACGGAGCUGAAGUCGACGUUCAUAGCCCGCUGUGCCGCAGUCAGCUCGCCUGACCUCGCCGCCCAGUAUGUGCAGCACCUGCUGGCGAGCGACAAGCGCGUUCGUGCAGCUACGCACAAUAUCACGGCAUGGCGGAUCAGGGGCCCCAAUGGGACAUCCUUCCAGGAUUGCGACGACGACGGGGAGACGGCUGCAGGGGGACGCCUUCUUCACCUUAUGCAGCUGAUGGAUCUCUGGGAUACCAUGGUGGUCGUAACUCGUUGGUACGGCGGGCAGAAGCUUGGGCCUCGACGGUUCGCGCUGAUCAAUGCGGCGGCGCGCGAUGCCUUUGUCAAAGCAGGCCUAGUAGAGGAUUCAUCUACGGCCAAGAAGAAGAGCCAUGGGAAAUGA
Messenger RNA from Cryphonectria parasitica EP155, 840 nucleotides. RefSeq names its product UPF0029-domain-containing protein. NCBI's taxonomy places the organism in Eukaryota, Fungi, Ascomycota, Sordariomycetes, Diaporthales, Cryphonectriaceae. The coding region runs from base 1 to 840 and encodes 279 amino acids. Gene Ontology annotation, molecular function: protein binding. Gene Ontology annotation, cellular component: cytoplasm. The record is from RefSeq and is a predicted model, not a curated record. Gene Ontology annotation, biological process: regulation of translational initiation. The transcript has a single exon.